This is a messenger RNA of Dermatophagoides farinae (American house dust mite), 1324 nucleotides long. NCBI's taxonomy places the organism in Eukaryota, Metazoa, Arthropoda, Arachnida, Sarcoptiformes, Pyroglyphidae. The record is from RefSeq and is a predicted model, not a curated record.
AUCUCCAUGGAGAUAUUGCUUAACUGUACAUGUCUAUUAAAGAGAAGAGAGAGAGAGAUAGCAACGCUGGCCAAUUGUAUUGGUCUGAUCAGGUUCCAUCAUCACCAUGAUUACGAUCAUCAACGGAAAGCAGCAAACCAACUAAAGCAUCAUCUUAUCCCUAACUUUCGGUGCAAUGGAUACAUAGGAGAGAUGAUAGAACCUGUUGGCUGAAUAGGAUUGUUAUGUUGUCUGAGUGUCUGUCCGGUUAUGUUACUAACAUUGUUGGCAACGAACAUAACCAACAGCUGUCGUCGUUAUCUCCACAUCAUAACGCGUAGUUAUUCUAUUCUGUUUUUUAUUUUGUGUUACAAAGUUCCAUCAUUAUUUUUCUUUGAAUGAUAAAUUGUAAUGUUCCAAUCGAUCUAUGAAGCUUUGACUUUUGUAACAUGGAAUUGGUCGAUGGUACCCGAAACACAAUGCCAUGUCGAUUCGACCGAUCAUUAUUGCGUCAGCAUUCCACUUCCAAACGGUAUCGAUCUUGUUGUCUAUGCAUACAAAUUUACUUUUCCUAUGUGUUGUGUGUAUUCUCCAGUUCAAUCAUAGCAAUUGCAAUGGUACAAUUUUUUCGAACAUUCAAUCAACAAUGGCUAGUCUUGAUAGGGGGUGGCCUAUUAUUCAUAAUAGUAGGCUCAUCCAUUUACCGUAAUGGUGUUCUGAAGAUGGAUGAGAAUGGCCACGAACGUUUUUGGUCUUUGACCAGCAAACGUGAUCGAUGGAAACGCUGUAAACGUACAGCACGCGAGAAUCAUGUAUUCGAAAGUCACUUAUCAAUCAAUAUGCUGCCACAAUGUUUUACAAGUUUGGAUAUCACAUCAUCAUCAGAGGCGAAUGCACAACUACAAAACCACGCUAACCGUUCUAGACAUCUGAUAUUACUGCCAAUCGAUGCUGAACAAAUGCUCAAUGAUCAUUUACAUCCUGAUUCGGCAACUGUGGUUGAUAUUCAUGGGAAUCAACAACAACCGUUGCCAAUUUCACAGGCAAUUCAUGUUACUACGGAAAUCCAUACAUCGACAACGACAAACAAUGAAUUUGAAUCUUGUGUAGACAACAUUGUUGAAUCGGCCAUUAAUAGUGGUUUGAUGGAACACGAUGAUAUAUCAUCUAGUGAUCAACUGCAGUUAAUGUCGCAAGAACAGACAUCGCCAGAUUCGAAUUCUGAUGAUGAUAAUGAGAACAUUAACAACGAAGCACCGCCAUGCUAUGAUGAUGUCAUUACUGAUGGUGGUCUUUACCGGACUUUAUGAUAAAUUAAGAAUAAUCUGGGAUGGAUAGUAUUAAC